CCUACCCUAGCGAAAUAAAGUCAGUCAGCAAAAACAAUAUAAUGAGAUUAGAUGAAUUGAUACAUUUUCUGACAAAAGGGUCAUAAAAAUAGGAAUUGCCUCCCAAACUCUGAAGUUUUUUUUAUCAAACCCUCGAAUUUAGUAUUUCUUUUCCUAAAUUUCUCUUACCAUUUUUUUUGGAAAGAUCUUACCAUUUUAUUCUUUUAUUAUACCUGUCAUUUUUCUCUCUUUCGUCAAGAUAGACACAAAAUGAUGCUAAGGCUGUGGAAAUGGUACCAGAACUGCCUGGCUUUUCAUCCGGUGAAGACCCAGGUCAUCAGCUCCGGCUUCCUCUGGGGUGCCGGUGACAUUGCUGCUCAAUACAUCACCCACACUUCCGCAAAAAGGCGCCUUAAAAUUUCAGAUGCAGAUGCAGAUUUUAAAGUCAAUUGGAAACGAGUAGCAAUCACAAGUUCGUUUGGUUUUUGUUUUGUUGGACCUGUUGGCCACUUCUGGUAUGAAGGCUUAGACAAGUUUUUAAGGUUUAAGCUUCUUCAACAGCCAAAGUCAUUGCGGUUUGUGGCCACUAAAGUUGCAAUGGAUGGCAUCAUCUUUGGCCCGCUUGAUCUGUUUGUAUUUUUCACAUACAUGGGCUUUUCUAUGGGAAAAAAUGUUCAACAGGUGAAGGAAGAUGUGAAGAGGGAUUUCAUCCCAGCCUUGAUUUUGGAGGGUGGUAUAUGGCCAAUUGUUCAGGUGGUGAAUUUCCGGUACGUCCCAGUAAGGUAUCAGCUACUCUAUGUUAAUAUCUUCUGCCUGAUGGAUAGUGCUUUUCUGUCAUGGGUUGAGCAGCAAAAGGAUGCUGCUUGGAAGCAAUGGUUGUCUUUUAACUCUUUCAAGGAACGAGGAGGUCCGGGAAGGUUAUGAUUUUCCUUCCUAUCCUCUUGCACUAUUACCCCUUUUUCGUGUGUCGCACCAAAAAGAUUGUAACAGAGUGUUUGAUCGAGGGUGAAAGAAUUGGUCUCUCCUAAAAUUACUGGCUUCGAUUUUUCAAGUCAGCAUCUCGGGAAUGAUUCUUUUUUUCGUUCUUUCCUUUUUUUUUUUCUUUGUUCCCAACUUGUAAACAGACUUCAUAUCUAAUACAUAAAAAAACAGAGCAAAAUUUUCUAUUUGGCAAAAAAGAUUCGGGCUUUUAUUUAGUGUUAUUA
Molecule: messenger RNA, 1184 nt
Organism: Humulus lupulus (European hop)
Lineage: Eukaryota; Viridiplantae; Streptophyta; Magnoliopsida; Rosales; Cannabaceae
Exons: 3
Coding region: 250-903 (217 amino acids)
Cellular component (GO): cytoplasm; membrane
Source: RefSeq, a predicted model, not a curated record